GGUUCCAAAUCACGCCCCCCCCCCCCCCGCCGUUCCCCGUUACCCUGGUGCAGCGGCCAUGAUGGCGGCGGCGGCGGCACCGGGAACGGGCCCGGGCCCGGCCGGCGGCCGCUGGGAGCUGGUGCGCAAGGGCCGGCGCCCCACCAGUGGCCCCGGCAGCCGCCGCGCCCUGGGCGAAGCCAACGCCGGCCGAGCGCUGCCUUUGUCCGCUCCCGCCGCCGGUCCCGGUCCCUUCCAGCUGGGCUUCGAGAAGGCGCCGAAGAAGCAGAACAAGGAGCAGGUUCCCCCCGCCGCCGCCGAGCCCCCGCGCCGCCGGCCGCACGCCGGGAGAAGCGCCAAGAAACCGGCGGCGAGCGACGCCAGACCGGGGAAAUGCCGGUCGCUGGAGGAAGCCCUGCGAGCCCUCGACCUGGCGGAUCUGCAGAAGGAGCUGGAUAAAAGCCAGAGCGUGUUCCCCGAGAACCCCUCUGUCUGGGUGAAGGACCUGGCCAGUUAUCUCAACUACAAGCUGCAGGCGCCCAGGAGCGACCCCGUGCUCAGCCAGCACCCCCACGACUAUCCGUACUGCCUCGUGGGCAAGGAGCUGAGGAGCAUCAUCAGAUCCCUGCUGGGAAGGUCGUCCGGUGUGCUGGAGCUCUUCUUCGACCACUGUAUUUACACCAUGCUGCAGGAGCUGGACAAAACCCCGGGGGAGUCUUUGCACGGGUACAGGAUCUGCAUCCAGGCGGUGCUUCUGGACAGGCCCAAAAUCGCCACGAUGAACCUGGGCAAGUACUUGGAGGUGUUGCGGUCCCACCAGAACAGGCCAGCGAAAUGUCUCACCGUCCUCUGGGCACUGGGACAGGCCGGAUUCACGGACCUCCACGAGGGCCUGAAAGUGUGGCUCGGCGUCAUGCUCCCCGUGCUCGGCAUCAAGGCUCUCUCCCCGUACGCCGUCGCCUACCUGGACCGGCUGCUGGUGAUGCACCCGAACCUGACCAAAGGCUUCGGUAUGAUCGGGCCCAAGGAUUUCUUCCCCCUCCUGGACUUUGCCUUCAUGCCCAACAACUCGCUGCCACCCAGCCUGCAGGAGCAGCUGCGGCGGCUCUACCCCCGCCUGAAGGUGCUGGCGUUCGGCGCGAAGCCGGAGACGUCGCUGCACACCUACUUCCCCUCGUUCCUCUCCCGAGCUACGCCGAGCUGCCCUCCCGGCAUGAAAAAAGAGCUCCUCACCUCCAUGAGCCAGUGCCUGAGCCUGGACCCGCUGAGCUUCAGCGUCUGGAGGCAGCUCUACACCAAACACCUCUCCCAGUCCAGUUUGCUUCUGAACCAUCUGCUGGAGUCCUGGGACAGCAGCAGCAAGAAGGUGCGUCAGUCGCUGCAGGAAACGGUUCGCUCCUUCAAAGUCACCAACGAGGAGCUGGCGGCCAGGGGGCCCAACGGCAGCCAGGAUGUGGCCGCCUGCGAUGCCGCCUGCAAGGACCUGCUGCGCAAGGUGAAGGGCCGGGGCUUCCCCUGGCAGCGGCCGCUGCUCGUCCUCCUGGUUUUCGCCGCCGGGUUCCUCCUGCACGACGUCCGGACGCACGGCUCCUUCCAGGCCUCCUCCUCCGCUCGUCUGCUUCGCUCCUCCGGCGUCCUGCCGGCCUCGCAGCAAGCCUGGCAGAAGGUCUCCCACUGCUGCCUCGAAGGGUACAGGUGGCUGGAGCGGAGCCUGCCCCUCUACGCCUCGCAGGCAGCGGCCGUCCUGCAGCCGCAGCUCGAGCUGCUGUGGGCGAAGAGCAGCGAGGUGGCCCUGCAGUGCUCGUCCCUGCUGGCCUGGGUCCGCGACAGCCAGCCCUGGGCCAGCGAGUGGCUCCGGUGCCGCGUCCCCGAGGCCCUGCUGCGCUUCGCCGAGUGCGUCCGGGAGCUGCUGCUGUUCCUGGCGCGGAGCUGCCUGCUGCCGCUGCUGGAGCGCGCCGCCGCCGCGCUGGAGCGGGGCUGGAGACGCUGCCUGGACUCCUGCAAUGGAGAAGUGUCGUGGGACUGCGUGAGACACCACCUGGCCAGCUUUACCUAUUCCUCGUGGAUUUAUCUGCAAAACGCCACCCUCGCCGUCGCGGACUGGGCCUUGGCUCUGGUUUCCGGACACUGAUGCGCUGGCGGGAGGACACGGUCAGGGCUCCCCCCGACGUCCCCGCCGCCCCCCCCGUCUCGCCGGUGCCACUCGUGUCGGCCGUGGGAUGGAGAUGCCGAGGGAGACGCACAAA
Molecule: messenger RNA, 2225 nt
Organism: Tyto alba (common barn owl)
Lineage: Eukaryota; Metazoa; Chordata; Aves; Strigiformes; Tytonidae
Gene: TMEM214
Product: transmembrane protein 214
Exons: 17
Coding region: 59-2110 (683 amino acids)
Cellular component (GO): Golgi apparatus; endoplasmic reticulum
Source: RefSeq, a predicted model, not a curated record